This is a messenger RNA of Spirometra erinaceieuropaei, 3360 nucleotides long. The record is from the annotation of a GenBank genome assembly. NCBI's taxonomy places the organism in Eukaryota, Metazoa, Platyhelminthes, Cestoda, Diphyllobothriidea, Diphyllobothriidae.
AUGAGCACCCAUCAGACGGAUCCGAUGGCGGCCCAACCCCUUCAUGAGUCGCAGCCGGUCAGCAUUCAUGGGAAGAUUGCCCAUGAGGAUGUGCACAGUUGCGAGGAUGACGAGGAAGGCAAUCACGGGGGUUGGCGCGCUCCGCGUUUCUCCGAACCGGCCACUCCGGAGACGAUGUCGCUGGAAAAAGACCAAUGCCUUCACUUGGCUCCUACACCGCUAAAUUCAGUUGUGGUUGACACGUUCUGCGCACCGCCACCCCAACCCAAGGGGGAAGUCUUCGGGGUCCCAGUCUUCCGGCGCUGCCUAGCCAAAGCAGUAAGUAGUUAGAUCCGAUGUAACCCUGUCUACUGUUAAUGUUUUAAGUAGCUAUUUUUGCUUAUAUUAUUUAUGUUUAAACUUACAGAAACGAAGGCGUAAGUCCCAGAAAGUGGUCGCGGAGAAGGAGACAUGAUCGCUGGAACAAGUGCUCUAGUAGCCUGAUUCUCACUCAAAUCCAUCAUCAGUGACAUAUUCAGAUAAGGGUGGUAAAUUGCCCUGGUGUUGGUACCUUACGGGCUCUCUCUUGAGACCACCCAGCAGCCACAUCAUGGCGCAUGAUAGAGGCAAAAUAGCAUUACCGAAAAAGACGGAAGGACUCGAAUGGCCAUUUCUGGCUUAUUAGCCGUCGUCAGUCAGUCAUAUCCAACUCCGAAGUGUAGAAUAGCUGGCGCUCGAUCUCGCGACCUGUUGGUUGGAUGUUCAACGCCUCUAAUCACUGGCCCACGGGCUAGUUGUCCUGUCGGUUGCGAUCGGGAAUAUACAUUGGUAGAAGGGGGCGCUCACCGAUCGUUUUUACAGACCUCACUCUGCCUAUAUCCUGCGUCGCUGUGAAGCCGCUGGUUGGGCCCGAGAGAGGCACAACGGUACGACUGAUUUCCGUAAAAAGAUCGGUGAGUGCCUCCCCCUCUAUCAUUGUGUAUUCCUGAUCGCAACCAACAGGACAACGAGCCCGUGGACUUCUAACUAGCAGGUCGAGCCCCAGGUGGUCCAUACAUUGGGGUUGGGUACAACUGGCUGAGGACGGUUUAUGAGCCAGAAAUGGCUUCACCAAUCACCCUUGUCUUUGUCGGCAACGCCAAUCCGCUUACUUUUGUCGGGAGCAGUUUAUGCAGUCAGAUUUAUAUCGCUCCCGCCGUGCUGACAAGUAUUGACGCGGCACUGAAAACCACCUGAAAGCCUUCGUUAUCGUUUACAUGACGGUCGAUAUUACGUAGGUAGUCAUCCUGCUAACAUAUGACUAAUCCGAAGGGUUCAGUCAAACUGGGAUGGAUGAGAUCAAGGCCCAGCCCAAGGGGUCGAUCGUUUUUCGUUUUUCGGCACGAUUUAUUAACAAUACCCCAAAACUUUGGUGUGCAGAUAGCACAAGAAGGCUUAUUGCGUAGAUCAUCCAGCAGAAAUGACCGGAUACAUAGAUUGCUUUCUACUACUUGCUUUCGGAAAAGUAGGAUAAGCAGGAUCCUCUGUUGAGAAUCCCGUCUUCGAGCGCGUCUACGACAGUCUUCCGAAAACAGAUAGAGAGAAUUAGUUUGCUUGUAAAACUGCUUCUAAACGGUGAUCUACACUGAGAACAUAUCCACACUCCCUCUGCAGUAAAAACUGGCAAUAUGGUCGAUUAGCACUGUUAAAAAUGAAAGACAGACGACCCUUCGAAUUGGGCUAUGGCCUCCUGCAUUCCAGUUUAACCCUACCUUAUGACAGGGACGCGUCCUUCAGGGCAUCGCCAGAGACUGGAGAACCAGUGCCCGAAACACCAACAUACAAUAGACUCCGUCGCCUCAACUGCCCUCGCACGUUCAGCCACCGCAUGGGCCUAUCCGGUCACAUGCGCAUUCAUGAAAACCUGUCGGAAAACACCGCCGGCUAUACCAUUCCGUCACCUCCUUCCUCACCAGCAUCUACAACGUACUUUCACAUCAUCCAUCAUUUCGCAACGCAAGCAUAUAAUGGAUACCUCUCCACACCAGUGGGAAAUGUGUUUUUUGGCUCCUUGCCCAUCUGACUCCUCUGCUGUUUGGUUUGGAAGGCUGCUGACUGAUGCUUCAACUAAGACCGCCCACUCGACCCAGUCGUGUGUGUGUUUAUGGAUGGUGCCUGACUGGUGAACUGAGAGUCAUGCCGCAAUGGCUCUUUUUUGAUGUGACCGUUAUGGCACUCACACUUACUGGGAUCCGAGCCGGGUGUGGCGGGACGUCUAGGGGCGGCUCCGGCCAGCUUCCCGCGCCCUCUUCCGCCUCCGGUCUUUUUGACUGUGUCUUGACACAGGACUCAGGUGGUGAGGAGGAGGCGGAGGAGGAGAUCGUGCGGUAUAUGCUGCGCAGUCUACUAUCGCCGGAAAUUAAUUCACGCGCAAGUCACCGUCAACAUUCUCCUCCCGCUAUAGUGCACACAGUUGACAUUCUCAAAACCGAUAGUCGAACCAUUGCAGCAGACAUAGACUAACUUGUUAGUUAUCUUAGAUUCACCUUUUUCUUGUAGCAUCUGCAGGUGUUCGUGUGUCAUUUUGGGCAGGAGCAAACGACCGAGAAAGGGCACAUUGAGAUCGUGUUACUUGUCAGCUUAGUUGUGUGUGACUUACAGAACACCAGUAAGUGGGCUCAUAAAGGAAGCAGUACACAGAGUUAGACCUCUGUUAACCACCCUUUUCUGAUUCUUCCGUGAAUCGAGCCCACAACGCUCUGAAAGUCGGAUAUAAGUGCGUUAAAAGAGAGGACAGACAGGUAAAAAGACCUUAAAGUGAAGGACUUCUAUUUUAGAAAUUUUAGCGCUUUUUUGCAAUGUGAAUUUUUGCACUGCAGUUAACGGCAGGUUGCCAGUGGAGAAGAAAAUCUUAUGUGCCAGGGAGAGCUGCUAGCUACUGAGGUUUUUCUGAAUUUCUUCACAUGUCCGCAAGGGAACCGGAGGAAGACAGAAAAAGCCACAAAUAAAAAUCGCCUCGGUGGGAUUUCGAGAAUCACGAGACCUAAAACGUCUCGGACUAAGGGAAUUCGUAGUUGCGAAAGUACUCCCAAUUUCUGUGGCACCCAGGUUUCCGUUUAAGGUCUCCUUGGAAAACAAAACACUAAUUCCACAUUUUUGAAGUAGAUAUUGUGCCUGAAUCUAUGUCUCGGAUAUCGGCAAUUAAUGCUUUAAUCGCCCAGAUCUUUUCAUCUUUUAUGUUUUGUUUGGCUAAUGCAAACCUAAAAGGCUUGUGUCCUCUCGCUCUAUUUCAAGCUUCUCGGUGGAAUGCGCCCGGCUAGAGUCGGCAAAUCGGACGUGGAAGAGGCCAAAAAGGUGGAUGAGGAAGACGGCGGCGAAGUUCUGCCAUUUGAUGUUAGCUGA